AUGACGCGCGCCCAGCAGACAGUCUCAAUUCUCCUUUUGCUUUCCUCUCUAUAUCUCGCCCUAUACCUCGGCCUCAUCCCAAUCAAUGAAACAGUUCAAACAGAAAUUGUCCCUGUGCUCCCCUUUUACGGCCUGAUCGUAUUAGCAUGCUUCCUCGGCGCGCGACUCGGAUACAUGAUCUUGACCUUCAACGACGUUCCGCAGGAGUACGAGUCGCUUCAAAAGGAGAUUGAACAGGCAAAAAUUGAGUUGCGCAAGGCAAAUGUUGAUGUGGAUUAA
Messenger RNA from Talaromyces stipitatus ATCC 10500, 279 nucleotides. RefSeq lists its product as uncharacterized. Bases 1 to 279 code for a protein of 92 amino acids. Gene Ontology annotation, cellular component: dolichol-phosphate-mannose synthase complex; endoplasmic reticulum membrane. Gene Ontology annotation, biological process: GPI anchor biosynthetic process. The record is from RefSeq and is a predicted model, not a curated record. NCBI's taxonomy places the organism in Eukaryota, Fungi, Ascomycota, Eurotiomycetes, Eurotiales, Trichocomaceae. The transcript has 3 exons.